AUGGGGGAGAUAGAAAGCUUGGACCUCUCCCACAAUGAGCUGAGUGGACCAAUACCUUGGCAGUUAACCCAGCUAUCUUCUUUGGGGGUGUUCUCUGUGGCAUACAACAACUUGUCAGGAUGCAUACCAAACUCUGGUCAGCUCAGCUCAUUCGGCAGGGUCGACAGCUACCUUGCUAACACCAACCUUCACCAGAUUACACAAGGGAACAUGUGUGCUGCGCCCGAUCCUGUGGCGCAGGAAGAUGUGGGAGAGACACCUAGUGACCCAGUCCUGUAUGCUGUCACGGCUGCCUCGUUCAUAUUGGCAUUUUGGGCCAUUGUUGCGUUCUCAUUUUAUCAUCCAUACGGGAGGUCUGUAAUGCUCAAGCUGUAG
This is a messenger RNA of Aegilops tauschii subsp. strangulata, 375 nucleotides long. RefSeq lists its product as uncharacterized. The record is from RefSeq and is a predicted model, not a curated record. Gene Ontology annotation, molecular function: protein binding. Lineage: Eukaryota; Viridiplantae; Streptophyta; Magnoliopsida; Poales; Poaceae.